Molecule: messenger RNA, 1958 nt
Organism: Boleophthalmus pectinirostris (great blue-spotted mudskipper)
Lineage: Eukaryota; Metazoa; Chordata; Actinopteri; Gobiiformes; Gobiidae
Product: ubiquitin protein ligase E3 component n-recognin 7
Exons: 12
Coding region: 78-1391 (437 amino acids)
Cellular component (GO): cytoplasm
Molecular function (GO): ubiquitin protein ligase activity; zinc ion binding
Source: RefSeq, a predicted model, not a curated record
UUUACUACAGUGAAUACCUCUGCCCUCCUCGGAUCUCUGCACAUCUUUUGUUGCCUGUAGCUUUUCCCGAUUAGAUCAUGGCAGAAAAUAACGCAAACCAAAACGGACACGAGUUGGAGGUGGUAGACGAAGCCUUUUUGGAGCAGGCGCUUUGUAUUUUAGCUGGCAGCGACUCAGAAAACUGCUCCUAUCCACAGGGCUACGUGAAGCGGCAGGCAGUGUUUGCAUGUAUGACUUGCACUUCUAAUCCCGAUAAGCCAGCUGGGGUUUGCCUGGCCUGUGUCAACAAGUGCCACGAUGACCACGACAUUGUUGAAUUGUUCACUAAGAGGAACUUUCGCUGUGAUUGUGGGAAUAGCAAGUUUGGGGAAUUUAAGUGCCAGUUGAUUCCGACCAAAGAUGCAGAGAAUGUGAAAAAUCAAUACAAUCACAACUACCAUGGCAGUUAUUGCACGUGUGACAGACCGUACCCAGACCCAGAUGGCCAGGAUAGUGACGAGAUGAUUCAGUGCGUCAUCUGUGAGGACUGGUAUCACUCUAGGCAUUUAGGUGGCACUGUGUUGGAACCCGAGGAUUUACAGGAUAUGGUCUGUGAGGGUUGCAUGAACAAAGCUCCUUUCUUAUGGACUUAUGCUGCACACUACGCCGUGCCUCCUGUGGUUGACAUCAGUUCUGAUAAUGGAGAGGAAGAGGUGGACAGAGAGGACGACAAGAAAGAAGCUCCAGAGCCAAGCCAAAGUGUAAUUGAAAAUCCUUCUCCCAGCGAGACAAACGCAACACAAAAGGUAGCAGAAAAUAAGAGUUCAUCCUGCAAACGGAAACGCGAGGAGGAGACGUCCGGUAGCUUGGUUCAGGAGCCAGUUAAUACAGUGGGCUGCAGACUGAAGUUGCUGGAGGCCCUGGCGGCUCUCUCGUCGCAGGCGGCGCAGAGACCCAGGGAGGGAGCAGUGUUCUGGCCUCAUGACUGGCGCAGGCACCUCUGCACCUGUACCAGCUGCAAGAGGGCCUAUGUGUCUGCGCAGGUACAAUUUCUCAUGGACCCGUCGGACACAAUGUUGGCCUACGAGAACAAAGGCCUGAAGGAGCCGUUCGGACAAAACCCCCUUCUAGCCCUCACCGUUUCAAUGGACCGCGCAGUACAGCUGGAGCUCAUCUAUGAGACAAGCAAGAGUCUUCACCAGCCCAAGUUACAGAUCAGCUCUGCGGAAGUGCAACCCCACUCACAGAAAGAAUGCAUGCAAAGUGUCCAGGAGAUGACUACGAGGAUCGCUGCCUUGGAGGAGCAGUGCGCCAAAGAGGGAAAGGAAGUCACAGGAGAGGCAGUCCGACAGUGCUUUGAAGAAAUAAAGGAGAGGUACAAGCGCCGCCGAACCAACAAUGAAGAAGAAUAAAGCUGCUACAUCAUAUGCUGGGCUCAUAUGGUGCUCCCUGAAUGUUCAAUAAAAGUUUGUUGAAACAUUUGAAUGUAAAAUGCAAGAACUGUAGCAUCGUCAAGUACAGCUUUUCAUUAUAAAAGCUGUAACAUAAUGCCUUAACCGUCAGGCUUCCCUUUAGAUGUUUUUGUCCAUUUAGCCAUUUUUUGCAACUUCAUCUGUUCACCAUUUCAAUUCGGUUCGUUUAAGACACCAAAGUUUGUGCAAAGUUGUAAGUUCUUAAUUCCAAAAAAAAAUUAUAUUGCAUUUUUUUUGUCACACUUAAGACCCUAAAGACAUGUUGUGUUUUUGUUUUUUUUUAAUUAGAGCAGGAAUGUAUUUAGAAUUAGUCAAAAAACUUGCGAAAAAAUAUUAACAUCAUGAUUUUACAACUGUUGUGUGAUGGCAUUUGUCCUUGGGGUCCUGAAUGCAACUAAAGGAAACCCUGAGGUUUAAUUCACCCUGUAGGCAAUUUUGAUUUUCUGUGCAAUGUACAAUACUGUGAACUGUGAACUGAGAAACCAUUAAAACCAUUUUUAAAAAGUG